Pelobates fuscus (common spadefoot toad) is the source of this 1833-nucleotide messenger RNA. Its product is annotated as serine/threonine-protein kinase Nek5-like. NCBI's taxonomy places the organism in Eukaryota, Metazoa, Chordata, Amphibia, Anura, Pelobatidae. The transcript is spliced from 13 exons. The record is from RefSeq and is a predicted model, not a curated record. Gene Ontology annotation, molecular function: ATP binding; protein kinase activity. Gene Ontology annotation, biological process: protein phosphorylation. The coding region runs from base 6 to 1382 and encodes 458 amino acids.
UGCUCAUGCACAGAGAGACACUCCCAGUGUCUGAUUUCCUGGGAGCAAUAGAAGAGAAACGGUUUAACAGAAUGGAUAAAUAUGAGAUUAUUCGUAUGAUUGGAGAAGGUGCGUUUGGCAAAGCGUUUCUUGCGAAACAAAAAUCAGAUCAUGCCCAAUGUGUAAUCAAGGAAGUAAACCUAUCAAAGAUGCCACUACAAGAAAAGAUAGCAUCUCACAAGGAAGUCACUCUACUGUCUAAGAUGAAGCACCCAAACAUUGUAACGUUCUUCACUGCAUUUGAAGAAAUUAAUUAUCUUUACAUUGUCAUGGAAUAUUGUGAUGGUGGAAAUCUGAUGAACAAAAUAAACCUAAACAGACUACGACGGGUCCUGUUUGAAGAAGAUCAGAUCCUGAGCUGGUUUGUGCAGAUCUCCUUAGGUUUAAAGCAUAUUCAUGAUCGGAAAGUCCUACACAGAGACAUUAAAGCAGAGAACAUCUUUCUCUCCAGAAAUGGGACUGUGGCCAAGCUGGGUGACUUUGGUCUGGCGAGAUUGCUAAACUACUCAAUGGAAUUGGUUCGUACUCAAGCAGGAACGCCAGUUUAUCAAUCUCCUGAAAUCUGGCAAAAUCAGCGCUACAAUAACAAGACGGAUAUCUGGUCUUUAGGAUGUGUACUAUAUGAAUUGUGCGCACUAAAGCAUCCCUUUGAUGCACCGGAAAUACCUCAACUAAAGUCAAAGAUCUGCAGAGGGUUUUUUGAACCAAUUUCUGCAAAAUAUUCCUAUGAUUUGAGGGGCCUGAUAUCUCAGCUUUUGAAGAUAUCGUCAUGGGAUAGACCAUCUAUAAAUUCAAUAUUAAAGAAGCCAUUUCUUGAGAAGAUGAUAAAAAGAUGUUUGAGUCUAGAGGAGGAAUUCAGUCACAUGGCAUUGCACAAACAGAAAGAAUUGCCUCCAAAGCAUCCCAGAAGUACUCCAACACCUAGACAGCCAGCAGCUGAUGACCCACGCACAAACCGAAAACCGUGGAGACAGAACGCACCUGGGACAAUGUGGAAGGACGAUGUUUGUGAUGGGAAUCUGGAGCAGCGGACUCCAGCUAAGAAUGAAGUAGAUGAAACCGAUACAACAUCAGAGGUUGAAGAGCAACUAGAACCAAGUUCAGAUGAUUACGACACCAAUUUUGAAGAAUCAGAAGAUGAGCUUGGAGAAAGCGUAAUGGAAUCUAUGGAAAAGUUUAUGAAACACAGAGAAGAUGAUUCAAGUGUAAAGCAAAAGAAUGUAGAUAAGAACGUGGAUGAAGAAGGUACCGGGAAAGCAAAUGAUUUGCACACAGAAGAACCUGCCUUAAAUAAUAAUAAUGUAUCAUCUGGUCAUAUCCCACCAUCUGCAACCAAUGUGUAACAAGAAAGAAAAUGAAAAUAGUAAAGGACAUAUUGCUAUUAUUCAAAAUGCAGUCAUAUCUGUAACAUAUUUGAAACACACUGUAAACAAAUACUAUAUGGUAUUUUACAGCGGUUAUUUCCACAACCACCUUAGCGAGUCUUUUAGUUUGUUUUUUAAUGUGAUGUGUUCAUGAAUGUUACAUCCUAUUGCCACAUUUCAAUAUAAAUAUCUGGUAUGCAAUUCAUCAGAGGCUCCCAUCCUAGAAUAAUGGAACCAAGACUUUGGUCCAGCAAUGUAAAAUGAGGAUAUCGGCUUGCUUCCACAAACCCACGUUUUUCCAAAAAUAUGAAUUUUACAGAAUGCCUUAGCUUGAUGUUGUCUUCCAAAAGGCCCUAUUCAGAAUCUGUUCUUCAGUGGCAUCUUUAUCACCAGUGUAAACAACAAAACUGGCAUCUUUAACCCCUUAAGA